Molecule: messenger RNA, 1847 nt
Organism: Drosophila subpulchrella
Lineage: Eukaryota; Metazoa; Arthropoda; Insecta; Diptera; Drosophilidae
Exons: 1
Coding region: 199-1413 (404 amino acids)
Cellular component (GO): cytoplasmic microtubule
Source: RefSeq, a predicted model, not a curated record
CCCGGAUAGGUCAGUAUCAUUUUCCACUCCGACCAAAACGCACACCUAAAAAUAAGUGAAAAAAUCACUCUAGCUUCCGAAUUAAGUUACAGUACUCAUUCGUUUUCUUUAUGUGAAUUUGAAAACACAAUAUAUUUUCAAUCGUGUUAGUCCGAUAAGCAAGUUUUUAUUACUGACAUAUAGAACACGAAGUUUGAGAUGGCCUCGCUACGGCGGUCACAUGGCGGCGGUCGCGAUUUCCUGCAGGAGAACAAGCAGAAUGUCGCCCGCAUGGAGACCAAUGGCAGGUGCUUGGCCGCGGCCCAUGCCCGCCGGGUGCCCCUGUGGCGUCCGGUGGUGCUCCACUACACGGAGCGUUUGCGUCCCCAUGGCUUUAUUAGCCAGGAGCGUCAACGCUAUCUGCAUGCCGCCCACCAAGCUCCCGAUCUGAGGAGCGGUCUGGCCCAGCCGUAUGGUUUCAGGACCGCGUCACUUCCCAGGUUACCGAAUCUCUGCGACAUGGCCCAAAAUUUGGCGGUGCGCAGGGAGAAGGAGCGCAUGCAGGGCGGCUGGGAGGACCAGCAGAAGAUGCCUCCAAUGAGGUGCUGCAACGGUUGCCACUGUCAUCACGGCCCUCAAGCCCAUCAGGGUCACCAGGCCGAGGCAGUGUCUCUUCGUCAGGGUCACCAGGCUGACGCAGUGUCCCUCCGUCAGGGUCACCAAGCCGAGACAGUGUCCCUGCGUCAGGGUCACCAGGCCGAGCCGAUGCCUCCCCAUCAGGGUCACCAAGCAGAGGGGAUAGCUCACAUCAAGGGUCACCAAGCCGAGCCGGAAGUAAAGAUGUCCAGACAGGGAGAAGGUGAUCAGGCCGAUCGCGUUUCCCUGGUUUCCCGAGCAUCCCGCGGGUCUCGCCGUCCCCAGAGGAUCCCUACUCACGCCCAGGAGAACGCCGAUCCCGAGGCACCUUUGAGUGCCCGCAGCAAUGCCUCCGGCAAGACCCUCAAGUCCAAGAGAUCUGUUUCCCAGGAGAGUGUCCGCUCGAAUGCCACCAUCAAGUCGAACAUUUCAGUGGCCUCCAGGAGCACCACGGCCUCGAAGAGAUCUCAAGUGAGUCGCAAGUCGCAGAUGAUGGAGGUAAUGCCGCCUCCAACGCAUUUGCAGGACCAAAAGCCCCGGGAGGGGGAACUGGAGAAGCCACCGCCAACCGCCUACGAGGGCUACACACCACUGACCACCACCGAGAGAAACGCUGCCCUCCAGGAUGCCCAGUUCAAGUACGGCAAACUCGUCGAGGAAUAUAACCAUCUGCCCGUUUCGGAGCCCACUUUGCGCGUGCGCAAUCGAAAGAUCGCCAUCGAACGUCAGCUGGACGAACUGGACUAUGCCAUCAAUAUGUUCGAUCAGCCCAAUCUGGAUAUGUACUACAAGAAAUGAUGAUCACACUCCGCUCGUUAAUCGUUUCAAAGAAUGUUGCCCAUUUCCAAAUUGAGUUGUUUGCCACAAAACCGUUCGGAAACCUUACCACAGACAUAGAAAGGAUCUGAAUUGAAAAAACCUCGAGAAAAAUACCAGAUAUAGCACUGAAUUGCUACUAAACUUAUAAAAAUGUGAUGCCAAAUGGCAUACAAAUGCAAACUCUUAAAUGAACAUAAAACAACAAACUAAACCAAAUGCUUAGCAAACCAUAACAAACGUCAUACUUAAAACUUAAACAAAAUUACACUUGCCCGAAGAAGAGGACUCAAGUUCGAACAUAAUUAUGAAGAACUAUAACCAUGAUAAAUCGAAUGGAAAUACGAAAAUCAAGAACAUAAAAUCCAAUGGGAUUACAGAAAUCAACAAAAAUAAAUCAUGGGUCAUAAGAUUAU